AUGAUUUGUGGCUACGCACUGGCACCAGGCACGUCGUCGUACGUGAAAACAGUCGUCACCACCACGAUGACCUGGUACCAGGCCGAGGCAGACUGCGAGACAGAUGGGGGUCGACUGGCCGUGGACAACAACCAGCAGAUCCACGCCUACAUGACCCAGAUGAUCUUGAGUCUCGGGAUCUAUUCCAACAUUGGAGCUGGAACCGGAUACUUCUGGAUCGGUGGGCAGAGCACGAUCGACCCCUUUCACUGGAGACUUCUCGACGGCACACUCCUGAAUUACACGGGGAUAGGUCAAGGGCUGUUUCACCCGACCGAACCCAAUCAAGGUGGAGGAUGUCUGAUGAUCGUAAUCUACCAGGCCCCCGACUCCACCUGCUGCAACGGUCGCUGGGCGGAUAACGUCUGCGCUAUAACUACCUGGAGCUCCGGAUAUUUCUGUGAAAUUCAGGUACCAGCGUAAGUCAUUCCCGAAAGAACGGAUUUGACAACGCCCAGACACAAUCCGGAAACUAUGGACGAGGAAGAGAUUGAUCACUUCUCGGUAUUUCAAGGGUCUCAAUUUGGUGCAGUGUUUUGAUGAUGUUCCAUGUUGUUUUUUUAUGUUACGUUAUGUCUGUGUUUGGCAUUAUAUAUUGUUUAUGUGGUAUUGUGUUGGCACAUAAUAUAUUUCCGCACAUCACAAGAAUAUGUAUGGAGCGCAUGUAAAGAG
Darwinula stevensoni is the source of this 711-nucleotide messenger RNA. NCBI's taxonomy places the organism in Eukaryota, Metazoa, Arthropoda, Ostracoda, Podocopida, Darwinulidae. The record is from the annotation of a GenBank genome assembly.